CUGGUGAAUACUUAUUACAUUUCUCCUAAUGGUGCAUUUACAUCAGUAAUCCUGAACCAUGUAAUACAGUUCACACUCAGUAAUGGAGGAGCUGGAUCCAGAAGAGCAGUUCCUUCAGGGUGCCAGAAAUGGAGACCUGGAUGGGAUUCAAAAGCUUUUGAUGUCCAAAAUAAAGGAAGAAACAAAAUUUGAUAUCAACUGUAAAGGAAAAAACAGGUCAAAUUUUGGAUGGUCUCCUCUUCACUUGGCUUGCUACUUUGGACACAAUGAUGUGGUAGAAGAAUUGCUAAAGGCUGGAGCAGAUGCAAAUCUGACCAACAAUGUAGGAGACACGCCACUCCAUAAAGCAGCCUUCACUGGAAGAAAGGAAGUGGUGAUGCUUCUUCUUCAGUACGGUGCGUGUCCCUCAGUAAUUAACGGGACGGCACAAAUUCCUAAAGACAUUACACACAGCGAUGAGAUCAGGAUCAUGCUGGAGGCUGCUGAGAGGACUGAGGAGAGGAAGCUUGAGGAGCAGCUGUUGGAAGCAGCUCGAGAAGGAGCCACCACUACCCUGUUAAAACUGCUGAAUAGGGAGAAACCUCUGAACAUCAACUGUACUGACCUGCUGGGUAACACACCGCUGCACUGUGCUGCUUACAGAGGUCAGAAACAGUGUGCAAUCAAACUACUGCAGAAUGGAGCCAGUCCCAACAUCAAGAACAAGAACGGUCAGUCUGUGUUUGACCUGGCAAAGGAUCCAGAGAUGAGGCAGAUCCUGGAGGGAAGUUUAUCAAAGGGUUUAAGGUGUUCUGUUCAGGUGUUUGAGGGUCCUCUUUGGAAGAGUGCAAGGUUUAUUGGCUGGCGUUCCUACUGGGUAGUUCUCCAAGAUGGAGUUUUAUCAUGGUACUCCAAACAAUCUGAUGCUGCUUUGAAAAAACAGAGUAAAGGCUGCAAACCUCUAACGCAGGCCCAGUGUACUGUUAAAAAUAGUUGCUAUUUUACAGUGAAGUGCUUUGAUGACAGUGUACAUUAUUUUAAAGUCUCGCCUAAGUGUGAGCCGGAGGUCACCAGAAAAAAAUGGUUGGAGGCAAUAGAGGCGCACUCAGCAUUCAGUACUCAUUACUGCUCACAGGAACAGGGCAGCGAGGAAGAUGAGGAUGUGGUGUUAUCGCUGGGUGAGCUUGCAGAAUCACUCCAGCAAGCUGAAAGCUGUCAUGGAAAGUUGGAGGCUGAUGUGUUGGUUCUACUAUCCAUGAUGAAAGAAGAUUCAUUCAGUGAAUCUCUUCCGAGCCCGGUACUGCAAAAGCUGAGAGAAGUGUGUGAGGCGUCCAGCCAGACCUGCUCGGCUCUCCGCCAGUGCCUGGACCUCUUCUCCAAUCAGGAAGGGGCACGCAGUCAGAAGCUAGAGCAGGAAGUGGAGAAGAACAAGAUCCUGUCUGAGGCUCUGCAGACCUUAGCGACUGAGCACCAUGUGCUUGAGCAGUCGGUGGCUCGAGGCUCGUCCCCCCGCAGCGUCGUGCUCAGUGAGGAGGACUUUUAUGAUGCGCUGUCUGACUCCGAGUGUUCACAGAGCAGCCUGGAGUUCAGUCGCUCGUUUGAGGAGAGGGACGAGUGUAAAUCCGAGGUAUACGGUAGUGUCCGCAGUCACUUUGGACGCAGUAUGUCCCAAGCAGAUCGGCGUGGGGAUGAGGAAGAGGAGGAUGAGGGGACCAGGCCAAACGGAGUCAAGAAACACAGGACGAGUUUACCUGCCCCCAUGUUUUCCAGAAACAACUUCAGUAUUUGGAGUAUACUGAGAAAGUGCAUUGGAAUGGAGCUGUCUAAGAUCACCAUGCCGGUCAUCUUCAACGAGCCACUAAGCUUCUUACAGAGACUUACAGAGUACAUGGAGCACACCUAUCUCAUCCAACGGGCUAAUGACUCCUCUGACUCAAUAGAGAGAAUGAAGUGUGUGGCAGCAUUUGCAGUGUCUGCAGUGGCAUCUCAAUGGGAAAGGACUGGUAAACCCUUUAACCCGCUGCUGGGAGAGACCUAUGAACUGGUCAGAGAGGAUCUGGGAUUCAGGGUGGUCUCAGAACAGGUGAGCCACCAUCCUCCGGUUAGCGCUUUCCAUGCUGAGGGCGUGCAGAAAGACUUUGCUUUCCAUGGAUCCAUCUACCCCAAGCUCAAGUUCUGGGGUAAAAGUGUGGAGGCCGAGCCGAAGGGCAUCAUGACUCUGGAGCUGCCUAAGUAUAACGAGGCCUACACGUGGACAAACCCAACGUGCUGCGUUCACAACAUCAUCGUGGGCCAGCUUUGGAUUGAGCAGUAUGGAAACGUGGAAGUGGUGAACCACAGUACCGGUGAGAAGUGCGUUCUCAGUUUUAAACCCUGUGGCCUUUUUGGAAAAGAGCUGCACAAGGUCGAGGGCUACAUUCAAGACAAAAGCAAGAAGAAGGUGUGUGUUCUGUAUGGGAAGUGGACUGAGUGCAUGUACAUGGUGGAUCCGGAGACAUUUGAGGCUUACAAGAAGAACGAUAAGAGUGGAGAAGAGAAGAAAAGCAGUAAACAGGGGUCUGGUGCAGAGGCAGACGUGAACCCAGAUAAUGACUCUAUAGAGGAGAUUCCAGGCAGUCAGUUGCUGUGGAGGAUCACACCCCGACCAGCCAACUCUGCUCAGAUGUACAGUUUCACGACUUUUGCAAUGCAGCUGAAUGAAGUGGAUCAAGAGAUUCAAGCUGUUAUUCCCAAAACAGACUGCAGACUGAGACCAGACAUCCGGGCAAUGGAAAACGGAGACAUCGACUUGGCGAGUGAGGAGAAAAAGCGACUUGAGGAAAAACAGAGGGCAGCACGCAAGAAUCGCAAGUCAGGAGACGACUGGAAGACGAGAGGCGCCACCUGCAGCCCCAGGUGGUUUCAGCAGGGACCAAACCCCUACACUAAUGCUGCAGACUGGCUCUUCACCUCGGCUUACUGGAACCGAGAUAAUUCCCAAGUGCCUGAUAUUUACUGAUCCACUGCUGGUCUUCAGUUCCGUGGGUGACAUGCAUGAUGAGCUCGAUUCUUGGAUGGAAUUAGUUCAUUUUUAUUAUUUGGAUGUUAUAUUUCCGAGGUGGAUGCAAGUAUCCUUUAUUUAAUCUUCUGUUUCCAGCACUUAAAUGACCAGUGUGGUGUAUGAAAGUCAUCACAGAAACUGUUACAUUACUAACAUCCGAGAAAUAGUUACAAAUAGCAAUAAUGGAUAUAAUUUAGAAUAUGCAACAAUCUAAAAUCUUUAAUAAAGUAAAACAUAGUUUCCACCCUGAGCACUGCAAAGAAUAUCGAAGCAAGUGAAAAAAAUCUUAUAGGCAAACGUGACAUUUGUCUUUUUAUCUGAAUUCUCAUAAAAUAUUCAUGACAAUUGAUCCUAUUUCUUCAUUUGUUACUAAUUGAAAGUGAAACGAUCAAUUGUUAAACGUGAUGUUUAACUUACGAAACAUAAAUGUAUUCUUACUUGAAAAUAAAAUCUUGCACUAGCGUACUAAUGCUGGGAUCCAGGGUUGGAAUCCCCAGCAACGCUAUCACCCAGUCAGGCAUCUACAUACAGACAUGAUUGGCUAUGUCUGAGAAAGAAAGAUGACUGAGGUCCCGCGAUUGAUUGGUGCCCUGUCUGGGGUGUGUUACUACACUGCGCCCAGUGAUUCUGUAGAAAUUUGACCCACCGCCACCUUGACCAGGAUAAUAAAGCGGUGGUAAAACAUGAAAACAAAUGAAAUAAAAUGAAAAAAUAGAAGAUGAAUGUCCUAUGCAUUAGAGUUUUUUUAUUUGCUAAGGUAUUCGUUUUGAUGUUUAUUUUGGAUUAAUCCUUUUAAAUUAUACAAUAUCACUGAGCAGAUCAGAAUGUUAGUUUUAACUUUACAAAUAUAUAUUUUUGCACAUGUACUUAAUACUGUAUCACUAAAAAAUUGGAUGCUGCUAUUUAUUUUACUUGCUUUUAUUCUCUAAUUUUACUAAUAUACUAAAUAGUUGUAAAUUCUAAACAAUAUUUGACUGAUGUUACACAUCUGUAUUUAUUAAUGUGUUUAAAAUGUGGAGUUUUUUUUUUUUUGCUUUUAUUAACAGUGUGUAGUGAAUAAUUACUGAAUGUGUACCAACCAUGUGAAAUCAUUGUAGUAGAACAGAUUAGUGGUUAGUGUGACUCAUUUUAACCAGUGUACUAUUUUUUUUUUUACAUUUACUUCUGAAAUAUGUACAUUUUCAGUUGGAGUUAUUUUGUGUACAGUAUACAUGAUUGUGUAUAGCUGUGACUAAUUUACUGCUGAAUUAAAAUUCU
Messenger RNA from Trichomycterus rosablanca, 4276 nucleotides. RefSeq names its product oxysterol binding protein-like 1A (gene osbpl1a). The record is from RefSeq and is a predicted model, not a curated record. Lineage: Eukaryota; Metazoa; Chordata; Actinopteri; Siluriformes; Trichomycteridae. Bases 83 to 2977 code for a protein of 964 amino acids. Gene Ontology annotation, cellular component: perinuclear endoplasmic reticulum; intracellular membrane-bounded organelle; plasma membrane. The transcript is spliced from 29 exons. Gene Ontology annotation, molecular function: protein binding; cholesterol binding.